Molecule: messenger RNA, 2489 nt
Organism: Ctenopharyngodon idella (grass carp)
Lineage: Eukaryota; Metazoa; Chordata; Actinopteri; Cypriniformes; Xenocyprididae
Gene: rbm38
Product: RNA binding motif protein 38
Exons: 4
Coding region: 235-927 (230 amino acids)
Cellular component (GO): cytosol
Molecular function (GO): RNA binding
Source: RefSeq, a predicted model, not a curated record
UUCAGUCAGUCAGUCACCUGCCGUCAUUGUUUAUCCGGUCAUGGACUAGUGGAGUAGUUUGGCACAUGACGGAGAAGAACAGGAGCCACAGUUGUUUUUCCAAGCCAAAGGACUAUCUACCUCGCUGCCUUCGCAAACAUUGUUAGAGUAGCUGGCAUUCGUUAUUUAUGUUUAUUUAUAUUUAUUUAUAACCCGCGCGUUUCGUAUCUACACUGCACUGAAUUUAGCGCCCCGAUGCUUUUACAUCAGUUCGUGAAUGGGACGUUGGAAACGAUGUAUCCCAGUAUUCAGAAAGACACGACUUUCACCAAGAUCUUUGUCGGCGGUCUGCCGUAUCACACCACGGACGCGUCGCUCCGCAAAUACUUCGAGACUUUCGGCGACAUCGAUGAAGCCGUGGUAAUAACGGACCGACAAACGGGGAAAUCCAGAGGAUAUGGCUUUGUCACAAUGAUAGAUAAAAGUGCAGCCGAGAGAGCUUGUAAAGAUCCCAACCCUAUUAUUGAUGGACGCAAAGCUAAUGUCAACCUGGCGUACCUCGGGGCCAAACCACGCAGCCCACUGACAGGAUACUCUACUGGAGUACAGCAGGUUCAUCCAGCCCUGAUCCAGAGGCAGUAUGGACUCAGCCAGCCAUAUGUUUACCCUCAGGCCUUCCUACAACCCAGUCUGGUUCUGCCCACACAGGUCACCUCCUCCACCGCCACGACCCCCUACCUUGACUUCAGCACUGCCUACAACCAGUACGCCUCAUCGGCCUUUGAGCAGUAUCCCUACGCCCCCUCGCCAGGCUUCCUGAGCUACAUGUACCCGCCGGGCACCCCCGGGCCCUCCUCCGCCACCUCCACCCCUCUCUCUGUCGGAGGCACCCCCACCGCAGCCUUCAUCCAGCUUCCUCCUCAUCAGCUCCAAACCGACCGCCUGUAGAACAGGCUACAAGGACCGACCGAGUAUGCUGAAAUUGCACUAGAACAUCAUCAUUAUGGGACAGGGAAUUGUGACAUCAUCAGCCUGUGACUGGGGUCGCAUACAAAGGGCUUCGAGUUUUUCUGCUUUUCAUUAUCCCUCAGUUAAUGUACUUUUUCUCUGAUUGGUUACUCUUAUGAUUAAUUAUGAUAUUAUUCUCAUUAUUGGUAGAAGAUUGUUGAAGAACCAAUAUUAGAUGAAUAAAUGGUGGAUUGCAGGGAUUGCAAUUCAGAUGGAUCCAGUGAAUAAGAAAUGACAGGUUAUACAUUCAUUACCGUUCAAAAGUUUGGGAGCAGUAAGCUUUUUUAAUGUUUUUGAAAGAAGUCUCUUAUGCUCACCAAGGCUGCAUUUAUUUACAUUUUUACAUUAUUACUAUUAAUUUAAAACAACUGUUUUCUAUUUGAAUAUAUUGUAAAAUGUAAUUUAUUCCUGUGAUCAAAGCUGAAUUUUCAGCAUCAUUACUCCAGUCUUCAGUGUCACAUGAUCCUUCAGAAAUCAUUCAAAUAUGCCGAUUUGGUGCUCAAGAAACAUGUUGUAAACAGUUGUGCUUGAUAUUUUUGUGGAAAUGUGAUACUUUGAUAAAUAGAAAUUUCAAAAGAACAGCAUUAAUUUGAAAUCUUUUGUACCUUAUAAAUGUCUUUACUGUCACAUUUGAUCAAUUUAAUGCACGCUUGCUGAAUAAAAGUAUUAAUUUCCGUCAAAAAAAGAAACAUACUUAAUCUAAACUUUUGAGCGGUAGUGCAGUAUACUGCUUAUAAGAAUGGCAGUUUUUUUAAGGUUGGAUGUUGUGCACUUCUGCAGGAAGAUCUAUUCAGCACAAAGCCUUAGAGACUUUCUCCUUCCUUUUUUCUUUUAUAGCUGUUCUUAUGACACAAAUGUGCUUCCCUCUCCCUGAGCAAAAAUAUGUGAAAUUUUAACAAGAAUUUUUCAAGAAUAGAUAACUUUUCUAGAAAUGUAGCAUUGCAUAGAAUUUGUAAUUCUGCUUAUCACUGUGUAUCGCCUCUGUCAAAGGUCUCUUCAAUUCCUGUAGUUCCUCAUUCCUUAAGAUAGAUUGUUACAUUAAUCCAUCAUUCAGUAACACAUGGAUUCAAGAUGCGCUAUAGCUCACCUGUGAAUAAUCAUGAGGAAAUAGACAUUGAGUAUUAAGCAUAUUUUAAUCCUGUCUUAUACGUGAUGCUUUUUAGACUGUGUUUUGGUCAAUAUUUACAUCUUCUGAAAGGACAAAAAAAAAAAAAAAGAGUAUUGUGACAAAUGUCAGUGGUUGCCAUUGGUAUCGAUCCACAAAUGACACUACAGGACAAAAUGCCAGCAUGAACAUGCAGGAAAACAUGAGAAAAGUCUUGAUUUAGGGGACGUUUGGACAGCACAAGACGAUAUAUUGCCAGGACAAUCUGUUUGUUUUCACGAGAACAGUGUUGUCAAUCUACCCUGCGACACUCAACUCAAAAUAUGAAAAUACCUUACAGUGAAAGCCAUAAGACCAGAACAUGCAAAACAAGUAAUAAAGUCAUUUACAAAACUGA